AUGCAGCACUGCAGGGCGCCUGCGAGGAGCCCUUCGACCACGUCGUGUUCAACAACCCGCACACGGGCAUCGAGGACAUGCACCGCCACAGGUCCGCGGCCUCGCGCGUCCCACCCGAGCCGUGCUGCGGUGGCCGCUGCCGACUGCACGUGUCCGUUUGCACAACGCGAUGGCGUCCUCAUGAUGCGUGCCCUGCGCUCUAAGAACGCGCUGAACCUGGCCCAACUAUCUUCUGUCCCCGAGCACAGGAGUCUGUUGGCGCACUUUUUCCACGCAGCGUCCCAGCAGUCCGUUCUGGCCCCGCAUGGCAUCGUGCACGUGUCGCUCGCCGGAGAUCAGCCCAAGAGGUGGAAGAUCGUGGAGCAGGCGCAGCGCCACGGUCUGGCUCUCCUGGACUCGCGCGCGUUUCCGACGCCGGGCCUGCGGGGCAUCUACGAGCCCAAGCGCCACCACACGGGGAGGUCGUUCCAGGGGCGCGGGCUCGCGGGGACGAGCUGGUCCUUCGGCCGAGCCGCGGAGUUCCCAGACGUCGCGCUGGGCGGGCUCAGCGGGUGGCGCCGGCCGCCGUGGACGUGGCGCGAUGCGCCGUCGAAGGCAGCGACGGGCAGCGCAGAGGCUUUGACGUGCCCCGAGUGCGGGCGGGAGUUCCGGGAUCCACGGGGCCUGAAGCAGCACAUCCACAUGGUGCAUACGUUGGGCGUGGCGCGGCUGAACGAAGGCGGCGGCCACCCGUGCCCGCACUGCGAGAAGGACCUCGGCUCCCCAGAGGCUCUCGACCAGCACGUGAGGGCCAAGCACGGCGGGGACGCGGAGAGCCUGAAGCCGGACUGGAUCGGUAAGGUCCGGGACGACCGGCCGGGGCACGUGUCGGCGUUCGCCACGGGCGGUGGCGCCCCGGGGGCGGUGAUUGCGUGCGGCGUGUGUGGGUACGAUUUCGCGUCGAAGGAGGAGCUCGACCAGCACAUGGCCAACCUCAAGCCCGUGCAGGUGCGUCGCCCUGCGCGCUCCGUUCACGUGCGUGGCGCACGUGCUCGUCGUCCGACACGCGAAGCUGUACCUGCUGCGCGUGCAGGCCGCGGAGGACGAGUUUCUGUGCCCGGAGUGCAAACGGCCGUUCCCGGACAACAGAGCCCUGCGGCAGCACCUUCUCCAUUCGGAUUGCGGCCGUCCCGGUCAGUCUGA
Molecule: messenger RNA, 1182 nt
Organism: Pedinophyceae sp. YPF-701
Lineage: Eukaryota; Viridiplantae; Chlorophyta; Pedinophyceae
Source: the annotation of a GenBank genome assembly